GGGAGGGAGGGAGACGCAGCGGACGCGGCGCAGGGACCCGGCUGCAGCUGCAGCGAAGCCCCCAGCCCAGAGGAGGCAGCCGCCAUGGGCUAACCCGGCCACCCCGGACCUCCCCUCCCCCAUGUCGGACGCCUCCCGCCCCAGCCAGGCGCCCGCGUUCCCGCGGCUGUGGGACCUGCGCCCCCACGCCUGCUCGCCCCCCCAGGGCCGCGGCUACGGCUGCCCGACCUGCGGCAAGGCCUUCGCCCGCUCCUCGGCGCUGCUCCGCCACGAGGCCGCGCACCGCGGCGAGAAGCCCUUCCGCUGCGCCGAGUGCGGCAAAGGCUUCGCCCAGGCGGCUCAGCUGGAGACCCACGGGCGGUCGCACACCGGCGAGCGCCCCUUCGCCUGCCCGCACUGCGCCAAGGCCUUCAUGUCCUCCUCCCACCUGGCGCAGCACCGGCGCACCCACUGGGCCGAGCGCAAGCACGGCUGCCCGCUGUGCGGCAAGACCUUCCUGCGCCCGUGGGACGUGGCCCAGCACCAGCGCUUCCACACGGGCGAGCGGCACUUCCGGUGCGAGCGCUGCGGGCGCGGCUUCUUCCGCUCCUCCGACCUGCUGCGGCACCAGCGGGUGCACACCGGUGAGCGGCCCUUCCGCUGCGAGCGCUGCGGCAAGACCUUCGCCCGCUCCUCCGUGCUGGCCAAGCACGCCCGCACCCACACCGGCGAGCGGCCCUACCGCUGCCCGGCCUGCCCCAAGGCCUACGGCACCGCCUCCCAGCUCACGGAGCACCAGCGGGUGCACACCGGCGAGCGGCCCUACCUCUGCUCCGUCUGCGGCAAGACCUUCGCCUACUCCUUCCUGCUGCGCCGUCACCUCAAGAUCCACACCGGGGAGCGGCCCUACCCCUGCCCCGAGUGCCCCAAAGCCUUCAAGACCUCGGGGCACCUGCAGAAGCACCGGCUGAUUCACACCAGGGACAGCGCGGCCGGGGGGAGGAGGCAGCGGCGGAAAAGGGAGGCGGGGCCGGGAGCGGAGUGAGAGGUGGGAAAGGGGGUGCCCCCACCCCGUCCAGGGAGACUCACCCCCUCCCACUGUGGGGGAUGCUCAUUGGGGCGUCUUCGGAGAGGGGGUGCAGAGACUACAGAACCCCCCAAAUUGGCACAUUGCAGCCCCAAAUUAAAAGCCAGCAUCCCCCCCCAAAUUGGCAGUAAGAUGCAUGCUCAAGUUAAACGCCAGGUUUACCCCCAUAUUGGCAAGUUGCACCCCCACAUUAGAAGCCAUGUUCUCCGCUUAAAUUGGCAGCAAGAUGCAGCCCUAAAUCCAGCCCUAGAUUCACCCUUUGACUGGCAAAAUGUGGGUCCAAAAUCAGAGGACUCGGGUUCCCCCAAAAGCUGACAGCAGGAUUUAACUCCCAAAUUGACAGUCAGGUUCACCCCAAAAGAGCAAAGUUCCUCCCCCAAAAUGGAAUCAGGUUCACCCCAAAAUUGGCAGCCAGUUUGCCCCCAAAUACCAACAAAAUACACCCCCAAAUUAACAGCAAGGUUCACCCCAAAACAGAAUCAGGUUCACCCCAAAAUUCACAGCAAGAUGCACCCCCAAUUUCAGAACCCCCAAACUGACAGAAGGCUGAUGCCAUCAUUUAUAGAAGACACCCCCAAAUUAGCCCUCACCCCAAAAUUUCAUAGCAAGGUGACACCCAACAUUCAUAGGAUGAUUCACCCCAAAUUUCAUAGCAGAUUCACCCCCAAAUUAACAGCCUGGUUCACACUACAGUUAUUAAUAAGAUGUGCCCCGAAUUCAGAGCUGGAGUCACCCCUACAUUUAUAGCAGUUUGCUGGGAAUUGCACCCUAACAUCAGCGCCGUCUUUGCCCCCAAAUUUCACAGUGGGUUCACCCCAAAUUUAUAGCAGGAAUCAAUGCAUAAAACUGGCACAGCGGUCCCAAGUUCAGAGCUGGGUUCACCCCAAAACUGACAGCAAGAUUCACCCCAAAAUUUGACAGGAAGGUUUCCCCAGAAUUACAUGGCAGUUGCACCCCAAAUUUUCUAACAAGGAUCCCCAGGUUUACAGCAAUUUGAUCCUGCAGCGAUCCCCCAAUCUGGCACCAAGAUUCACCCCAAUUCUGUCACAAAUUAACCAUCUGUUCACCCACAAAUCACAGCAAUUUCAACCCCUCUAAUUGACAGAUUCAUCCCCAAAAUCAGAGCAUGAUGCUACCCCAUUUUACAGCGAUUCACCCCAAAUUGGUGAGGUUCACCCCCAAAUCACAGCCAGAUUCACCCCAUCAGCCAGCCCUGAGAACUGACAGAAUUCACCCAAUGUCACUGUAUGUUUCAGCGUCCCCCCAAACUGACAGAUUCACCCUAAUUUCACAGGAAGAUCCCUCCUCCCAAAUCAUGGCUAGGUUCAGCCCCAUUUCAUAGCAGGCGAGCACCCCCCUAAAUUGAACAAGAUUCACCCCCAAAUCAGCAGCAUUCACCCCAAAAUUUCCAAGCGGGGAAUCAACCCCAAACUGACUGUGACACCUCCUCUCAAAUUCACCCCAACAUUUCACAGCAUGCUUCCCCCCAGCUGUAAAUAAGAGAGAAGCAGACCUUUCCCCCCCUCCAUAGACUCUGGGCCCCUGGGGUUCCCUCUAAGCCUCCUCUGGCUUGAGGGGGCUGUUGGAUGGGGGGGUGCAUGUCUAUACGUCUCUAUUGUGGCCUGAUGCGCUCCGGGACUGGGAAUUGCCAGAUCGUUGUCUCUGUAGUGACCUCCUGAACCCUGAAAUGUAUAUGGUGUUCCCCCACCAAGUCCUCCCUCAUACAGUAAAAUGUGGUUUGGUCCUAUA
Molecule: messenger RNA, 2815 nt
Organism: Chrysemys picta bellii (western painted turtle)
Lineage: Eukaryota; Metazoa; Chordata; Testudines; Emydidae
Source: RefSeq, a predicted model, not a curated record